Diospyros lotus (date-plum) is the source of this 466-nucleotide messenger RNA. Its product is annotated as 60S ribosomal protein L39. Gene Ontology annotation, cellular component: cytosolic large ribosomal subunit; ribosome. Gene Ontology annotation, molecular function: structural constituent of ribosome. Gene Ontology annotation, biological process: translation. The transcript is spliced from 3 exons. The coding region runs from base 101 to 256 and encodes 51 amino acids. NCBI's taxonomy places the organism in Eukaryota, Viridiplantae, Streptophyta, Magnoliopsida, Ericales, Ebenaceae. The record is from RefSeq and is a predicted model, not a curated record.
GCAAAUAGCUAUACCAUAAAUAUAUCGCCUUUCGGCUUCGAGGGUUUCUCUGGUUAGAGUUUCUGGUUCUGCUCUCGCAGCCGAAGCUCCGAACGCGAAAAUGCCGUCGCACAAGACGUUCAGGGUGAAGAAGAAGCUGGGGAAGAAGAUGAGGCAGAACAGGCCAAUCCCUCACUGGAUCCGCAUGCGGACUGAUAACACAAUCAGAUACAAUGCUAAGCGGAGGCACUGGCGCCGAACUAAGCUAGGGUUUUGACUCGGUGGCGGGAAUCUUAAUAUUCCUAUUUGGCCUUUUUCGUUAUUAAAUUUCGAAGAUUUUUAGUUUGUUCCAAAUGAAAUGACAGUGAGAUGAGGUGGUGAAAUGACAGUGAGAUGAGGUGGUGCCUUGUACUCUGAUCAUAUUUGUGACUUAUGAGGAACUAGUUCAUCACGAGAGUCCUUAAUUGGAAAUUUUGUUAGUGAGCUA